Molecule: messenger RNA, 2610 nt
Organism: Exophiala oligosperma
Lineage: Eukaryota; Fungi; Ascomycota; Eurotiomycetes; Chaetothyriales; Herpotrichiellaceae
Exons: 3
Coding region: 1-2610 (869 amino acids)
Biological process (GO): DNA-templated transcription; regulation of transcription by RNA polymerase II
Cellular component (GO): chromatin
Molecular function (GO): zinc ion binding; DNA-binding transcription factor activity, RNA polymerase II-specific; RNA polymerase II cis-regulatory region sequence-specific DNA binding
Source: RefSeq, a predicted model, not a curated record
AUGUCUUUCAAGAUAUUCUUUGACUUGAACACCAGCCAAACCAACCUCGCAGGUCCCUUUCCCGAGGACAGUCCCACUUUACCGCAAAUCGACCGCUGGGAAGAUUGGGACACUCGCGAGAAACCGUUCGCGUGUACGCAAUGCGACAGCAAAUUUACACGAAGCGAUCUCCUCGUCCGUCACGAGAGACUGAGCCAUGAUGCAGAACGAUGGGGAAGGAAUGGGCGAGGAGAAAAUCGCGGUGGUGGUUCACAAUCAACAUCGUCGCAACGACCGCCGGACGCGAAUAUGAAUACGACGCUUGAUAUGACUGAUGCCACCAGCUUGACUUCUCCCGCCUUCUCUACCUCUCAAAACAUGAUGGGUGCCAGUUUCAUGACGCCCAAUCCAAAUGCACCGACAGCAGCGACGCCAAAUAACCAUGACCUAUCCUUCGCGACCUUGCUCAUGGCAGCGGAACAUGCACAACCUCAGAAUCCUCAACCACAUGCCACGAUGCCACAAUCGAAUCAACUAUCAAACUCCAUUUUUUCAGUACCGGACCAGUUCAUGACCGAUUCGACUGGGCAGCAAUCGAUGCAAGGGUCGACAAAUCACCUAAGUAAUAUGGGCGGGAUGGGACUCGGCGGGUUUGAUUUUGACGACUCUCUUCAAGAUCUCGCAAAUUUCAUGGAUAAUGGGGCGUUGUCGUCCUAUCACUUUUCUUCCAUGAUUAGCGCUGAGCAACCUAUUCCAUUCUUUUCUCCCGAGUCUUUGACACAGCCGAUUGAUGUCGGCCCUUCUACAGGACAACGGCCUGUGUCACGGCCUGUUCAAAACACUGAUCAGCAAGAAGACUCGAGUUCAUUUUCUCGUUACGGAUCACGCUUGCCAUCGCUGCAACCAGAAGAGAGCCCUGCGGCUCAUCAGAACGAACAAGAUACACCUCAGCGGCCUCUACACGACCUCAAUUUAGACGACAGGCAGAAUGUUGCGGUCAAGUUGGCCGAGUUUUCCCAUGCGGUGCCCAGCAACUUCCAGCUCCCCUCGCGUUUAGCGCUAUCGCGUUACCUUGCGGGAUACGUCAACGGCUUUCAUGAGCAUCUUCCCUUCCUCCACAUUCAUACUCUUUCAGUCAACAAUUGUUCCAUAGAGCUCAUCCUCGCCAUGGCAGCUGUCGGAGCUCAGUAUUGCUUCGAGGGCCAAAAGGGCGUCGAGCUCUUCAAUGUGAGUCAGUCGAUUGCCAUGCAGCGCAUUCGACAGCGUGAUGCCAGAUUAGCUGCAUCGCAUCGGUCUGUAGAUACGCCCUCUACGUAUUCCGGCCAACGGAAGUAUAGCGAGGUUUUCCAUGUUGACGAAACGCCUCGAAGUGGCUCUUUGUCUGGUUGCUUAGGGUUGCCGUCUCAACCAGAAGAUCCUACGGUGGAAAAGGAAGACUUGAUGCAAACAGCCCAAGCGUUGCUGCUGCUGAUGGCGAUGGCCACAUGGGCAAAGCAUCGCGAAAUUCUGCGUGAAGCUCUUGCCAUUCAGAGUGUCCUCGCUACAUUGGUGCGAGAUGACGGGUUCAAAAGCCCUCCCGUGACGGACGACAUUACCUGGUCCGACUGGAUACGGCGCGAGACCACCAAGCGGACCAAGUUCAUAGUCUUCUGUUUCUUCAACUUCCACACCAUCGUUUACAACAUCCCCUCUCUCAUCCUCUCCUCGGAGCUCGAUCUGCCCCUCCCUUGCAACGCAGCGGAAUUCAAAGCACCUACGGCCGCCAAAUGGAAGGAGGUUCAUUCUCGCACCCCGCCAGAGGUCGGGUUUCAGACAGCUCUACAUCGCCUGUUCUCCAGGACCAACACCGAAGUCAACACGUACAAUUCCUCACUGGGUAACUAUGUCCUCGUCCACGCCAUUCUCCAGCACAUCUUCUUCGUCCGCCAUACCUCGCGGUAUUGUCUCGAUCACGACGGCGAUUUACGCAACGACGAUGUUGCCGCCAUCGAGCAAGCUCUUCGGAACUGGCAGAUGGCGUGGAAACGGAACCCAGAGUCGUCCCUCGAUCCGAUGAAUCCCAAUGGCCCGGUGACGUUCAAUUCCACGGCGCUGUUGCGCCUGGCGUACAUCAGACUGAACGUCGACCUGGGCCCCGGUCGGGCGCUGGACACUCGUGAUCCCGCCCAGAUCGCCAAUGCCUUUCGCGACAGUCCCUCGGUCAAGCGCACCCCGAAACUAGUGCGCGCCGUGCUACACUCGGCACACGCACUCAGCAUUCCCGUCAAGAUCGGCAUCCACCUGGUCGCGCAGACACAGACAUUCAUGUGGUCGAUCCAACACUCGCUGUGUACGCUGGAGUGCGCCUUUUUGCUGAGCAAGUGGCUGGAAGCUCUGAGUCUGCCGGACUCGGGACCUUCCAUCACCAACGACGAACAGAAGAUCGUCACGCUGGUCAAGACCAUGCUGGACGAGACCGAGUUCGCCAUGCCCGUGGACGUGCCGAUGGAUUCCCCCGCGGCCAUGAAGUAUCUCAGCGCGGGCGUGCUGAGGGUGUGGGCGCAGGUUUUUCGAGGCUCACAGACGUGGGCAAUCGUGGAUGUCAUCGGGUCUAGUUUGAACAUUUACGCCGACAUGCUUGAAGCGGGUUAA